Salarias fasciatus (jewelled blenny) is the source of this 1762-nucleotide messenger RNA. RefSeq names its product SH2 domain-containing protein 1A-like. NCBI's taxonomy places the organism in Eukaryota, Metazoa, Chordata, Actinopteri, Blenniiformes, Blenniidae. The transcript is spliced from 4 exons. Bases 136 to 528 code for a protein of 130 amino acids. Gene Ontology annotation, biological process: regulation of immune response; regulation of signal transduction. The record is from RefSeq and is a predicted model, not a curated record.
GUGCACAACAAAAAAAGUGUGAAAACCAAAGUAGCUUUUCCUGCUUCACAGCCUUUCACACACUCAUCGCCUUCUGGGGGGGCCUGUGCCCCCGCAGACAAACACACCAAUGUGGACGUCAGCCUCUGAGCCAGCAUGGAGCGAGAGGGGACGCUGGUCAGGUCCAUCUACUACGGCCGGAUUGGAAGCGAGGCCACAGAGCGGCUGCUGGAGACGUUCGGGCGUGAUGGCAGCUUUCUGCUGAGAGACAGCGAGACGGUGCGAGGGGCCUACUGCCUGUGUGUCAGGAAAGCACCAUAUGUUCACACCUACAGGUUAGUGCACUCCGCUGGACUCUGGUGUAUUCAGGCUUCGGGAGUCGCAUCGCAGAGAUUUGGAAGUGUGGAGGCACUGAUUGAGAACUACAGGAGGACUCGGGCUGCUGCGAUGCCAAGCCUCACUGAGCCACUGGACAAAACACAACUCCCAAACAGCACGGCGCAAGACUUCUCCUACAUGGAACUGAGCAGCAGCACCUCUGUUCAAUGACGCCGUGUCUGCAGAUCUACACGCAGCAAACACCAGGAGAUAAAACAUCCGGCACAUCAAGGACGUCUGACCUACUUUCUGUGGUGUUUUUAGCAUUCAUCUUAUUAUUACUGUUAGGUUUAAUGUAAACUGAAGGUCAUUAUAAAGUUUUCAGUGCUCUGUUUGUGUGGGUGUGAUGUAUUUGAUGUAAAAUAAUGCAGUGUUUUAAUCACAUGUUCUUUGUCUCUGCUUCAUCACUGGAGAAAUUUGCACAUGCAACAAGGAUACUGAUGUAAAUAAAAAGGCUUUGGACAAUGCUGAUGUAUGUUUUCCCUUUUAACUCUUGCAUAAUGGAAACUUCCCACAAAGUGUCGCAGUGACAGUGUUUUUUCAGGUCAUGAGGUGAAUAUUUCUGAAGGUAGAGGUUAGAAACAGGUCAGCGGUGUUCAUGGCUGAGCCUGAAGUCAGAAACUCACAGGAAACUAAAGCACCCGAUAUGAUGCUUUCUUUAACCAACGACAGAAUUUGGUCAAUAUUAGACUCAGGCAGUAGUUUUCAGCUGCUGACUUUGGUGUAAGUCUGCAAGAAAAACAUUAAACCCCAAAGUGCAUGCAAACAUGAUGUGUGCGUGUGUGUGUGCAGCCAUGCAUGCUUGUGCACGCCUUAUAUCAACUUAAGGAAGUAACCGUUAUUUUUGUGACCUGCUUCAUUUGUAUGGUUUAUCUGGGUUUGUGUUCUGCUCUGCAGCCGUGACGCCGAACGUCUGUGGUCAAUUUACUGACACAGAAAGCUGCAACACCUUGCAACAGCUAAAAACAAAAUGCCCUCAGAAAGAAGAAGUAAAUCUGUGAAACAUUGCCCGUCAUGCUUCACUUCCUAUCACGUUACAGUUAAUGCACGAACUUCAGUCUGUGGCGUUUUGAAACUGCGUGAUGCACAUUUCAGGAAGUUUCUGAAGAAUUAAUGUACCAACUUGGGGACUCUUUUGGUGGGUCAGCAAACUUGCAUGUGCAGGGGUUACAGCUCUCACCUAACGGAGGUGUGAGUCCAGUGUGGGAGUCGUUCUACACAGUUGACAUGUUUCUUUCCAGUGGCUGCAUGCGGGUAAUGCCCGGGUGUAGAAGUGUGCCUGCAAUGUGUUUCUGUAGUUUUUAUCUGUAAAUCUUAUUAAAAAAAAAAAACUUGCCUACAUUUUUACACUCAUUUAUCAAUCAGAUGACAUUUCUUUGAAGUUAAAGGAAAGGAAAAUACACCA